Messenger RNA from Theobroma umbraticum, 930 nucleotides. NCBI's taxonomy places the organism in Eukaryota, Viridiplantae, Streptophyta, Magnoliopsida, Malvales, Malvaceae. The record is from RefSeq and is a predicted model, not a curated record.
AUGGAAGAUCUUAGUCCUAAAGAGCGGACUGAGGUAUUUGAAGAUGGUAUAAAUGAACCUGUGGCUUAUUGUGAAGUGGUGUCUAAGUGGGCUAUGAAUUGCAAUUACUUGGUGUCACCAAUCAAUGGAGUUGCAGAUUGCGGUGCAGGGGUAUUCACUGAUCAGAGAAGGUUAGAGAUGUCUGUUUUGGAGUUUAUUAGAUCUGGGACACAUCUUCAUGCUGAUGUUUUCAGAUCAUAUAGUUGGUCAGCAAAUGUGUUUGGCAAGAAGAAAUGGCUUUUUCUGCCUCAUCUGGAAUGUCAUCUUCUGUUUGACAGGUGGUUAUGCAGCUCUCCUCUAUUGAUUUGGCCUAGGGUUCGGGCCUGUGGUCUUGAUCCGCUAUCUGGCUGGAAUGCUUACCGGAACAGAAUUAAAUUAUCUUUGUGCCUAGCGGAUGGCAUGAAUUUUUAUGACCUCUGCUUCAUAUCACGCUUUUCAUUAGCCAAUUUGGUGGAACUAUUUUAUAUACAUAGUGAAUCAAAGUCCAAAAGUUCAGUCUGGCUUUGGUCUGCUGUGGUGCAGCAUUUAAACCUUGCAUCUAUACAGAAAAUAGCAUUAAAGAUGAUUUCUGAAGGUGGUGUGCAAGGAAAUCUGGAUUUGAGAAAACUUCUGAGAGAUCCUAAGUUUCUUAAACUUUUCACUGGUUUAGGCAGAAUAUAUGCAGUGAUCUACAAACAAGAGAAUUGGAGCUAUACUAUGAAGAAAGUUUUGAUGGCUGAUUUUGAGAAGUAUGGAUCAAAAAUUUGUAGUCUGACUCCUGAAGAUCUUGUUAAAUUUAUAGACUAUGCCCUUUCGAAACUUAGUUGCAAUGGCUCUGAACAAAACACUUUACUGUCUGUAUUAUAUGAUGCCCAGCCACAUCAGCAAAAUUAGCACAUUUUUUCCCCUCUA